AUGGCGCGCGCGCUGGGGCCCCAGCGGCGGCUCCUGGCCAUCUACACUGGCGGCACGAUCGGCAUGCGGAGCGAGCAGGGCGUGCUCGUCCCUGGGAGUGGCCUGGCCGCUGUCCUGAGGUCACUGCCCAUGUUCCAUGAUGAAGAGUACGCCCGGGCCUGUGGCCUCCCGGAGGACACACUGGCGCUGCCGCCCGCCAGCCCCGACCAGAGAGUCAUCUACACGGUGCUGGAGUGCCAGCCCCUCUUUGACUCCAGUGACAUGACCAUCACUGAGUGGGUUCAGAUCGCUCAGACCAUCGAGAGACACUACGGGCGGUACGACGGCUUCCUGGUCAUUCACGGCACGGACACCAUGGCCUUCGCGGCCUCCGUGCUCUCCUUCGUGCUGGAGAACCUGCAGAAAACUGUCAUCCUCACGGGCGCCCAGGUGCCCAUCCAUGCCCUGUGGAACGACGGCCGGGAGAACCUGCUGGGGGCCCUGCUCAUGGCGGGCCAGUACGUGAUCCCCGAGGUUUGCCUCUUCUUCCAGAAUCAGCUGUUUCGGGGUAACCGAGUGACCAAGGUGGACUCGCGCAGGUUCGCGGCCUUCUGCUCCCCACACCUGCCCCCUCUGGCCGUCAUGGGCACCGAUGUCACAAUCAACCGGGAGCUCGUGCGGAAGGCCCGAGGGAAGGCCCGGCUGGUGGUGCACAGCAGCAUGGAGCGCGACGUGGGCCUGCUGCGCCUGUACCCCGGGAUCCCCGCAGCCUUGGUCCGGGCCUUCCUGCAGCCCCCCCUGAAGGGCGUGGUCAUGGAGACCUUCGGCUCGGGGAACGGGCCCACCAAGCCAGACCUGCUGCGGGAGCUCCAGGCUGCGGCCGAGCGGGGCCUCAUCAUCCUCAACUGUUCCCACUGCCUGCAGGGGGCCGUGACCUCUGACUACGCAGCUGGCAUGGCCAUGGCGGGCGCCGGCAUUGUCUCUGGCUUUGACAUGACGUCGGAGGCCGCCCUGGCCAAGCUCUCCUACGUGCUGGGCCAGCCUGGGCUAACUCCGGACGACAGGAAAGAGCUGCUGGCCAGGGACCUUCGGGGCGAGAUGACACUGCCCACGGGGGCCGAGCGCCGGCCCUCACUGAGUAGCAGCGUGCUGGGCCGGGGGGCUGCCCAGCUCCUCACUCUCAGCCAGGAGGCCGACGCCAUACGGGAGGCCCUGCUGCCUAGCCUGGCCUGUGCUGCAGCCCAUGCCGGUGACCUGGAGGUGCUGCAGGCGCUUGGGGACCUGGGCAGUGACCUGAGCCUAGAGAACUUUAACGGUCAAACUCCUCUGCACGCGGCCGCCCGGGGAGGCCAGUCUGGGGCGGUCACCAUGCUGCUGCAGAGAGGGGUGGACGUGGACCCCCGAGAUGAGGACGGACACAGCCCUCUGCUGCUGGCCGUGAAGGGCAGGCAUCGGGGUGUCAUUGAGCUGCUGCGGGCAGCUGGGGCCUGCCUGUCCCCCCAGGAGCUGGAGGACGCGGGGACAGAGCUGUGCAGGCUGGCGGCCAGGGCAGACCUUGAAGGCCUUCGAUCAUGGUGGCAGGCGGGGGCUGACCUGAGCAGCCCAGGCUACGACGGGCGCAGUGCCCUGCUUGUUGCAGAAGCAGCCGGGAACCUGGAAGUGGUGACCUUCCUGCAGAACCUCGAGGGUGGGGCCGGUGCCCAGGCCCCAGGCCCAGCCACUCUGUGAUGCACGCUCUCAUGGCGCUGGAAGGCCCCAGCCACGGCUAGGAGGUUCCUAGAGCCUGGAGGGGACCUCAGAUCCUUCUACUUUACGUCCUGCCUGCCCCACCCCACCCCACCCCACAGGGCCAGCUCCCCACAUGGGGACCCCUUAGCCCAGCGCUCCCCCCUGAUUCCCAGGGUAGAUGGGCCAAGUCCCCAGCUCACACCUCCUUCACCCACUCCAUCGUCUGACCACCCCGCAGGUUCUCAAGUCACCGGAUUUGCUCCGGUCCUCCGGUCCCUCCCUGGGGAGGGCUGGGCCCUACUGGUGAGGUGCCCGGGCUUGUCUCCCUGCCCCUCCCCCAUACGCUACCUGUGCCGCACGAGAGCAGUCUCGGGAGACGGCCCAUGUUCAGGAAGUGCUGCCUAGUGUCUAACCUGAAGCCAGCAUGCAGCAGCACAGAUGGGACCUGCUGGAGGAUCACGCCCCCCCCCCAGGACUCUGUGAUAUGUCCCCACUGCUGGGACUGCUUCCCUCUGUUUCCCAGACUUGGCCUGAAGAUUUUGUUGGGCGGAGUGGUAAUAAAAUCUCUCUGGGGACCCCUCCCUAGGUCCCGAAGCCCAA
Molecule: messenger RNA, 2307 nt
Organism: Neogale vison (American mink)
Lineage: Eukaryota; Metazoa; Chordata; Mammalia; Carnivora; Mustelidae
Gene: ASPG
Product: asparaginase
Exons: 16
Coding region: 1-1707 (568 amino acids)
Molecular function (GO): protein binding; asparaginase activity
Source: RefSeq, a predicted model, not a curated record